CAUGCGUUGCAUAUUUUUCGAAGAAAGCGACAAACUACUUUCACUCAGUGAUUUAAAUUGGGUACACCAACACCAUCCUCAGAGCUCUUGAAUUGUCGUCUCGUAUCUGCAAGUGUGUAACAAAUUUGACACGUGUCAAUUACAUAUGCACAUUACAUAUUUGACUGAAAAUUACUUUAUUGUGAAUAACAAGUGCAGCCCAAAAAUUUAACUUCUUGGAUAACAAGCCCCAAGACGUACAAUUGUAUUGUGACAAUACCUAUAUUUUUCCAAACAAUUCACAACACCCAAUUCAAUCAAUUCUAUCCUGGACUUCCACUUAUCGCAAAAUCAAUAAUGUACUUCGUUCUGUGCAAAAUUGAUAUUCGUGUUUUAGUGACCAAUGUGACCUUGGUACAUAACUGACAAAAGAAAAACUUUUGCAAAACCGUAUAAAAUUUAGUUCGAAUCGACCUGAAUGACUUUGAUGUUGACGCUGUAAUUUACUGCUCUAAUUUCCUCACUUUCACCCACCCCAUUUCAUGAAUUGGUUUCAUGAUGGGUUUGUCCCAGGAACGGUUGAGCAAACAGACCAAAUUUGCCUCGUGGUGAGACUAUAUAGAACAUACAGAUACAUGCAUAUGUACGCAAUCGUUCAUACGCAAAUUCAUAUAUGCACACGUGUAUGUUCAUGAUUCAUGAAUAACGGAGCGUUACACAGGAACUGUAUGACAGGUGAUAACUGAACGUAAGAGUUUCCGGCGAAAGUUGAGACGACUUUCUAUAAAAUGAUGCCUGAUGGUGGUUGACUAGGAUAAAAAUAAAAUUAUUACUAUAUUGCAUACAUUAUUAACAUUCGUGCAUCUGUACUGAACAGUCGGGGUUGUUCCAAACCUGGUGUCUAGAUAAUUCGGUUCGUGUACCACGCCACAUAAACAUACAAUUUGCAUAACGGUAUAUAUCUACGAAAGAAUUGCGUUUGUUAUGACUAACUUGAUAAUUACUUAACCUUCAACUUGAGAACCUCCUUCCUUCGCCCGAGCUACUACUGCAUACGAUCACAACUGAACAGGGCAGCACAUUAGUGAAUAUCUAGUUGUUCAUGUCAUGGGUCGCCGGGGAAUGGUUACGAUUGGAAUCGCUGUGCAAGCUGAAACUUUCUCCGACUCUAACAACCCUUCCCCAGUUCCUCCAAACUUAUUGGAUCCAACUUCGGCAUUUUCUACCAAGUCUGCAAUUUAUUUACCACCACCAAAAGACGGUCGUCCGCAAACCUUUAGAAUCACUUUUACUUACAACAAAGAAAAGAACUUGCCUGAAAUUAUUGUCAACUUGGACGGUGAGGAGAACGAAGACAAAUAUUUGGAGUUGAAAGAGUUAUGCCGUGGAAAUUGUGCUACGACGGACGUUGAAGAACCACAGCAAGACUCAAACAGCAAAACCAACAAGAAGGAGAACGAGAACGGAGUCAGCGUUUACCAUUUUAACGAAAUAAAAAUGGAUUAUGAGAAAAGUGUUCGCUCUGAAGAAGAUGCACAAAAUCACAACAAUUUUGCAAGGGAUGAUGGCGAAAGUCGACAAGAAUAUCUGAAUCAUGAUGUUGUUGGUGAGGAGGCAAAUGGUCCAAAGCAGAGGGACAACAAUGUUAAAACAAGUAGUUGUUCCCCAAAGACUGAAAAGAUUGCGACUGAAACUACACAAGAAGAUGUUGGCAAACGAAAAAAGGUCAAAAUGAACAAGGGCCACCGAGAUGGUCCAUCUCGUAGUCCAGACGUGGUCAGAACGCUGAGUCCCACAAAAGAAAAGUCUAAAAUUCCAGUGAUUAAUUCUGCGGCGUGCAGCUCGACUACGGGAUUCAUGCCAUCUUGCAACUACUACAGGCAGAAAUUGCUACAAGAUAUCGGGUGCACGGACUUUACAAGUGCAUGCUGGACACCACACUAUUACAAUUCAAUUCAAAAGACGGCAGGACAAAAGGUUGUGCAUAAACUUGCUGUACAGCAGAAACACCUCCAGGAACAAGCUGCUGCCCAAAAAAAGAGAACAGAAUUUGUAUUUCAUGAAGACCUUGGGUUUUGUGAAGUUCCUGUGAAAAUUCCCUUAAAGAAAAAACAAACAAGACUUGAACCACUACAAACUGUUCCGAGCUGUUACUAACGUAAAAAUUACUUGUUAGCCGGCCGUCGUAUUUAUGUACUACUUGUUCAUUUUUAUUAUUGAUUGUUUUGAAAGCAAAAGUGAAAGGCCAUUUUGAGAUUUUUUUUACUAUGCAUCAACAUGAAAUACUCUCUUAUCCACAUAUUUGUUAUCAAUUUUAAGAAGCUUCAUUUCCAUUUAAUUACUCACCAAAAUAAUUCAAUUAGCACAUCAUUUUUCAGAUUUUCACUACUGGCUGUUUAUGGUGAAAAGGACACGUACAUAUAUCCCGGAAUUGGACAUAAUAUAGAACAAUAUAAUUAUCUAUAAUUUAAAAUGAAUGAAACAAUGUAUGUUAUAAUAGCUAACAAUACACAGCU
Folsomia candida is the source of this 2495-nucleotide messenger RNA. RefSeq lists its product as uncharacterized. The record is from RefSeq and is a predicted model, not a curated record. Lineage: Eukaryota; Metazoa; Arthropoda; Collembola; Entomobryomorpha; Isotomidae. The transcript has 2 exons. The coding region runs from base 1087 to 2136 and encodes 349 amino acids.